GGGACGAUGGAAACGACACUAGUCCUGGAGCCUAGAAGUAACCUGAAGAGUGUCGACUCCCAGCUCAGCCUGUCUGCCGUCUCUCAGAGCGACAGCGCCUCAUCAACCCAGUCUCUGACCCACGGUGGCGUCCCUGAACUGCUGGUGGGUCUCUCCUACAAUGCCACAACGGGACGCAUGUCUGUGGAGCUCAUCAAGGGCAGCCACUUCAGAAACCUUGCCAUGAACAGGCCACCAGACACCUAUGGACGACUGACUCUGCUGAAUUCAGUUGGUCAAGAGAUCUGUCGGACUAAGACGACAGUACGCCGUGGUCAGCCCAACCCCGUGUACAAGGAGACAUUUAUCUUCCAGGUUGCUCUGUUCCAGCUGUCAGAUGUCACUCUGCUGAUCUCUAUCUACAACCGCCGCAGCAUGAAGCGCAAGGAGAUGGUGGGUUGGAUCGCUCUGGGCCAGAACAGCAGCGGCGAUGAAGAGCAGCUUCACUGGCAGGACAUGAGGGAGGGUCGAGGACAGCAGGUCUGCCGCUGGCACGUCCUGCUAGAGGCAUAAAAUAACUGUCGGGCAGGACUUUACUUUCCUCUUUGGUUUUUCUUAUAUUUUUUUAUUCUGUAGUUAGACAGAUUUAGAGCUUUUGGAAAAGAAAAGGAAAGCCUUGAUUUAGAGAGUGGAUUAUUAUGGUUAAGAUUUCAGGCCUCAGUGAUUCACAGAAUCUCCCCAAUUUUUACAUCCAGCACAGAUGGUUAGUUUGUGUCAGCAUGCAGGACAAAGUCAUCGGUCCUCAGGCUGUAAUCGGUUUAAAAUACAAGCUUUCAAUUCAUGUUUCAGGAAAGAAAAAAUAU
Neolamprologus brichardi is the source of this 842-nucleotide messenger RNA. The record is from RefSeq and is a predicted model, not a curated record. Lineage: Eukaryota; Metazoa; Chordata; Actinopteri; Cichliformes; Cichlidae.